GCGGACAGACCUAGCGGGCACUCCCAGCGUCCCUGGGAGUACAGGUGCACGGGGUGGGGGGAGUUCCCACAGGCACUUGUCUAGGGGGCGCUCCCAGGGCCCAAACGCACACAGCACCUCUCAGGUGUUCGUUCACACAGGCACAUCGCCCGAGGACGCCGACGCACGCCUAGAGGGCGCUGCAGGGCCCACACGCACACGCACGCACACACACCCGUGUCCGCCUCCGCCUUGGCUAGAGAGGCCGAGGCGCGCGGCCCCCUUCCAGGCCCAUAAGAGGCUGGGUGGAAACUGCGACGAGGCCAUCGAAGGCAGCGCUAGGCUUGAGCAGGAGCCCAGAGGCGCUGCCGCCAUGGAGGCGCUGCUGCUGGGCGCGGGGUUGUUGCUGGGCGCCUACGUGCUCAUUUACUACAACCUGGUGAAGGCCCCGCAGUGCGGCGGCCUCGGCAGUCUGCGGGGCCGCACGGCCGCCCCGUCAGGCGCCAACAGCGGCAUCGGCAAGAUGACAGCCCUGGAGCUGGCGCGUCGGGGAGCUCGUGUGGUGCUGGCCUGCCGCAGCCGGGAACGUGGGGAGGCUGCUGCCUUUGACCUUCGCCAGGAGAGUGGGAACAAUGAGGUCAUCUUCAUGGCCUUGGACUUGGCCAGUCUGGCCUCGGUGCGGGCCUUUGCCACUGCCUUCCUGAGCUCUGAGCCUCGGCUGGACAUCCUCAUCCACAAUGCCGGGAUCAGUUCCUGUGGCCGGACCCGGGAGGCCUUUAACCUGCUGCUUCGUGUGAACCACAUUGGCCCCUUCUUGCUAACACAUCUGCUGGUGCCACGCCUGAAGACUUGCGCCCCUAGCCGUGUGGUCAUGGUAUCUUCAGCUGCCCAUCAGCGUGGGCGCCUCGAUUUCACCCGCCUGGACCGCCCAGUGGUGGGCUGGCAGCAGGAGCUUCGGGCAUAUGCUGACAGCAAGCUGGCCAACGUAUUGUUUGCCCGGGAGCUCGCCACCCGGCUUGAAGGCACUGGUGUCACCUGCUAUGCAGCCCACCCAGGACCUGUGAACUCUGAGCUAUUCCUGCGCCAUGUUCCUGGAUGGCUGCGCCCACUUUUGUGCCCAUUGGCCUGGCUGGUGCUCCGGACACCCAAAGGAGGUGCCCAGACACCGCUGUACUGUGCUCUACAAGAGGGCAUUGAGCCCUUCAAUGGGAGAUAUUUUGCCAACUGCCAUGUGGAAGAGGUGCCCCCAGCUGCCCGAGAUGACCAUGUAGCCCACCAGCUAUGGGAGGCCAGCAUGAAGUUGGCAGGGCUUGGGCCUGAGGAAGAGGAGGAACCUGAUGAAGAACCUCAGCCGAAAGACCUAUCUUUAUUGAGCACCCCGUACUUUGGGGAGCCCACAGUUUCUGAACCCUCUUCCCCUGGUCCUCAAAGAUCACCAGACUUGUCCACAGUGAUCCACCGAAUUCAGGUGAAAGCUGAGCCUGACACCCAAGUCUCCUAACCCCCAGGCUAAGAUGCUUUUUGUGACACUCCUUGACCCCUGGAAACCACAAAUGUGUGCCAGGCCAUGCCCUGGGCACUGAGGGGUUUGCCAUUUUUGCCUCCAUGGUUACUUUCUGGAGGCUCUGUGUGUGUCCUGGAAGGAAAUAAUGACUAUUUCUUCCUGAGAGGGAUAGUAACUCCUGAUUCAGGAGUAGAUGGUAAUGUGCUUCUCUAGAAUUUAAAUUUCAGAUUUCUAGGCCCUACCCUGGGUAGUUCAGAUCAGAUCUGGGGCAGAGCCAGGGAAUUUGUGAUUUGAUGCACUGCCAACACUGAGGACUGAAACUGAGCCCUUUGCAACCGUCUUGAUAGGUAGUUAAAUUAUCCCAUUUUGGCUGAGCAUAGUGGCGUGAAGGCCUGUGAUCCUAGCACUCCAGACCCAGAGGCAGAAGGAUCUCUGUGAGUUUUGAGUCCAGCCUGGGCUACAUAGUGAGACCCUGGCUCCAAAUAAAAUUAUCCCAUUUUACAGUGGUGGGAUGAGGUCCGCAGGAAAGGACUCGCCCAACCCAAAGACUAAAGCAGUAAGAACAGGGACUGCAAUUUGAGCCCAGGAGUCUUAACACCAGAACCCGUUACUAUGUGGUGGUGCCCCGAGGUGGAGAGGGACAGUGGUUUAUCGAGGUACGGGAGAAGCCCUCCGGGGUUCCUGGGGGCUGGGUCCCUUAGUGUGGAACCGCUAUAAUAAAACGAGUUGACUCCCUGGGCUCGCGCUGUCUCCUGCC
Molecule: messenger RNA, 2240 nt
Organism: Fukomys damarensis (Damara mole-rat)
Lineage: Eukaryota; Metazoa; Chordata; Mammalia; Rodentia; Bathyergidae
Gene: Dhrs13
Product: dehydrogenase/reductase 13
Exons: 5
Coding region: 353-1480 (375 amino acids)
Source: RefSeq, a predicted model, not a curated record